CCGGAUACCGCGGGCGUUACCGCUGAGCAAACAACGCGAUCAUCAUGGUGGAGGUCGUGGUGCUGGAGGGAUAUCUGCACAAGCAGAGCAAGCACUUGAAGCUGUGGAAGAUUCGGUACUUUGUGCUGGCCGAGCGCGCGCUCUCGUACAGCAAAAAGUCUGGAAAGAUGGCCAAGAACACGUACAGCCUCAAGGAUCUCGACGUGAUUCCCGACCAAAACUACGUCGUGCACGACCACAACUUUGUGUUUGAUGUCAAGUACGGAGACGGCGAGCACAUGUACUUGAGCGCACCGACCGAGGCGGAGCGGCUCAAGUGGACGCAAGCGAUCAAGGCCACGCAAGGCAAACUGCUCCAUACAGACGAUGGAGACGGUGAAAAGCAGCUGACCGACGGAAGGUCGUCGGCCGCGUCGUCGACUGGCGUUCUAGGGGGCGUGUUUCAGCCACCGGCCGCGACGUCGAGAUUCCAGACGACGACGUCCCGAUACAAGCGCGUUGCCACCAAGGAACGCAAAGACGAACGCAAGCGAGCGCGGAUGCCAAAGAUGAAAAAGCCAUUUGGGGCCAUUUGGCUUGACGACGUCCUUCCCCAUUGGGGCGACCAAGCCGCGCUGGUGCCGCCGCACCUUGUCGAGGCGUUGUGUUUUGCCGGAAUCCCCAAGGAAAUACGUGGACGAGCAUGGUCUGCCAUGCUGGGCAAUCGUCUUCAAAUCAACGAACAGCUCUUCGACAUUUGCCGAGCCAGAGCCAAGGCCGUAUUGCUCGAGAUGGACCUGGUCAAAGAAGCGGACGAAAAGAGCAGACAGUUGGUGCGGCUCGAACACAAGCUAGCGCCACACCAACACGUGUUGGAGCCACAACCGCAACUGCACAACGAACGCGACCAUGCUCAUGACGACGACGCGCCGCCACUGCUCCAACUCCCCGCCCAUCUCAGCAUCGCUGGGCCGCCAUCUCGGGACAGUUCUACGGCGCUCGAUGCCCAAGCCCUCGCCGACAAACUCAUUGCCGACAACGAGCGAAACAUCAAGCUCGUCCAGCGCGACAUGCCACGGACGUUUGGCAACCAUCCGCUGUUCCAGGAUGGCGCGGCGGGAGCGCAGAAAACGUACGAAGUGCUGGAGGCGUACACGUGCUACCGCCCCGACCUCGGGUAUGUUCAAGGCAUGAGCUACCUGGCCGCGAUCCUGUGCCUGCACCUGGACAGCUUUGGAGCGUUCCGAGCCAUGGUGUCGCUGAUGAGCACGCGGCUUCUGUUCGACAUGUAUCGGCUCGAAGAAGAGCGCACGCUGCUGUACCUGUCCGUGUACGACUCGGUGCUCCGACACGAACUGCCUGUGCUGCACGCGCACUUUCAAGAGAUCGGGAUCGACCCACGCAUGUACAUGGUCGAUUGGGCGUUUACACUCUUCACACGGUGUGUGCCGCUCGAAGUUGUCCUGCGCAUUUGGGACUGCUACAUGUACCUCGGCACGCCCUUCUUCUUUCAAGCAUGCAUGGGUACGCGUCCUAUAUUGGCACACGUCCCAAAUGAAUCUCGCGGGCCCUCCCGACGGUCUGUCUAGCCAUCUUGAUCAUGUACGAAAACACAUUGGUGACGCUGGACCUCGGCGACGCCAUGAAAUUCCUCCACAACGUUCCCAAGUCGUGUUCGCCGCACGAAUUCUUCCAAGCCUUGGACGCCGUCAACCUGUCUCGGCCAGCCAUCAACGCGCUUCUCGCAGGCGGCGACCUUCGUCCGUGGUCUCCCGUCGGCAAACGGUCCAUCCAAGUCGAGUAUCCCGAAGCAUACGAAUAUUAGCUCUAGCAUUCAAGAAGGUAGAUCAAACGAAAGAAAACGCCGCCCCUCCCCCUG
Molecule: messenger RNA, 1858 nt
Organism: Aphanomyces invadans
Lineage: Eukaryota; Oomycota; Saprolegniomycetes; Saprolegniales; Verrucalvaceae
Exons: 11
Coding region: 45-1568 (507 amino acids)
Source: RefSeq, a predicted model, not a curated record